CCAAACCCCCCCACUUCUGCUCUUCUUGACUGCAGCAGACAUGGCCGACAAGACGCCGAAAGAGCCCAACGCUCCCUUCGCGACCCGGAUAGACCCGACCAAAGAGGGUCUCUCUCCGGAACAGAUGCAUUUCAUCCGACAGGUAGAGCUCCAGCAGUGGAAGAAGAAAACCCAGCAGCUGCGGACACGAAACGUCGUGACGGGACUCGUCAUCGGAGCGCUCGUGCUGGGAAUCUACGGCUACACAUUUUACUCCGUCUCCCAGGAGCGGAUCAUGGAUGAAAUGGACGAGGAAGCCAAGCUUCGGAGAACGCAGGGACCAAAGAACGGUGCCAACUGAGCCGCUUCGUGUCACCUUCUACUUUUUGGACUGUGUGUCUUUACUGCACUUAACUGAGAAUCGACUUACAUGGACACUGAUGCCACUGAGUAAUAUUCCCUGGACGGUCAGCCCAUUUUUCAUGUUGAGACGGCACUGGAAUUUAUUUUUCCCUGAUUAUUAAAGGGAGUUGUGUGGUUUGGCUGCUGA
Messenger RNA from Labrus bergylta (ballan wrasse), 529 nucleotides. RefSeq names its product cytochrome C oxidase assembly factor 3a (gene coa3a). The record is from RefSeq and is a predicted model, not a curated record. Gene Ontology annotation, cellular component: mitochondrial inner membrane. Gene Ontology annotation, biological process: mitochondrial respiratory chain complex IV assembly. Lineage: Eukaryota; Metazoa; Chordata; Actinopteri; Labriformes; Labridae.